AAGGGAUUGAUCCAACAGCAGAGAUAGCUUCCGUUCCGAAUUCAGGAGAGAUGACUUGCUUUCGAUCGGCGUCCGUGUCGAAGAGAGCGACAGAGUCAACAAUGCUWUUMAUGGUCCUGGCGAUGUUGUGUCGCUUCGUUGUGCUGUUSUCCGCUUCUUCCAUCUUGCCUGUUUCGGUUUUGGCAGCGUCGUCCGCGGCGACAGCAYCCMCAUCAUAUCUAAAGACACAAGACAGCAGGACGGCAGUGGAGCAUGGCGGGAACAAAGACAACAAAAACUACGCAAGGGAAACAAACUCAAGGUUUGAAAGUUCUGACACGACCAAAAAAACUAGCUUUCACAACAUUGUUGUUCUCGAUCAAACGAGAGUUUGUUUGUCGACGAGAGGAGGCCAGCAAGAACUGCAGCCCCAAACUUCUGACGAAGACGUUGAAUCAACUGUCACAGACAGUAACAGUGACGAAWAUGUAUCGGAAGWGAAAGAAUACAGCGAGACCGAUGGCAACUACGAUGACGACGAUCUGUUUUUCGACGACGAUUCRUGCGAAUAUAACGACGACGAGGYWGUUGAUUCGGAAACCAACAAGCGACAUCGUUUCCGCAAGAAGCGAAAACUUCGAUUCUUGAAUCGCAUCGUCAAGGUCACUUCUCUCUUGCUACGAAAGGAUGUCGAGGCGACACUAGACGCGUACCAGGGAACGCUGUUCCGCAAGAAAGAAAGGCAGGAGAAACAAAAAUCAUACAGCACGGGACUGCAAUACGACGACAAUGAGGAAGAUGACGAGCGAAUCACACAGCAAUCAGAUCUGACACGGCCCGGUCGGUACGUUCAUAUCGUCACCACCGCGGCGCUACCUUGGAUGACAGGAACGGCCGUAAAUCCCUUGCUGCGUGCGGCGUAUCUGCACGAGCGCCUCGAAUACAUCAACAAUAGCAWCAACUACAACGCAACCGACAGCAACACCACCRAAAGUGCCACUGGAAAUGGAAAAUCAUCGUAUGUCACACUGGUGAUUCCCUGGCUAGAAUUGCCAGAAGAUCAGCGCAAGGUCUACAAUGGACGGGUGUUUGAUUCCAAGGACGAGCAAGAGCUUUAUGUCCGCAAUUGGCUGGAGAAUUCGGCAAACAUGCCCGGUGCCGCGGCCAAUCUGAAUAUCGUCUUUUACAACGCUCGUUAUCACGUCGGCCUUGGUUCUGUCUUUGCCAUGGGUGACAUCCUCAGGGAAUUGCCAACCGACGAGCUAGACGUUUGUGUCCUUGAGGAACCMGAACAUCUCAACUGGUUUCGGGCUCCUUCUAUGGAAUCCUGGACCAAGCGGUACAACUACGUGGUGGGCAUCGUUCAUACCAACUACGAUCAGUACGCAUCCCAACACUAUUCGGGUUUAAUGACCGCUCCGGCCAUUCGAUUGAUGAGCGCGGCAAUGGUCCGGGCCUAUUGCCACAAGGUUAUUAAACUUAGCGCUGUYGUCCAGGAKUUUGCGCCCGAAAAGGAAGUUGUGAGCAACGUCCACGGUGUCCGGGAAGAAUUCAUUGUGGAUUCUGUUGUUAGCGUGGAAACAGAGGAAGAAGUCRCAAUCGCAAGAGCAGAAAACAUCAGCGACGAUGUGACUACUAAUGUCACCGAUUCCUUGGCUCGGAACGAAUCAUCGUGUAGCACCGAGGAGCCAUCUCCACCACAAGCUGAGGUAUACUUUAUCGGAAAACUACUCUGGACGAAGGGGCUCGAUAUUUUGCUCGAAUACCAAGAGUUGUACAAGGGUGUUGUUGGAGAAUAUUUUGAAAUCGAUAUCUAUGGGAGCGGACCGGAUCAGCGUGAAAUUUCUCGCGCKUAUCUGGGGCGACAGYCAUUCAAAAAAAGUAAUAAUCAAAGGAAUCAAAGCCAAAGAUUCGCGAAAAAUACGAAGGGUAUGAAGACGGUAUUCGAAAAGACUUCUAAACAUGCCUUUGUCCGGGCAUUCAAGUGGGUGAAUCGACGAAGACGAAGSAAACGCAGCAAGUGGAACAAACGAAACAUUGAUAACACGACGAAGACUCAGAACUAUGACAACGAUACAGGCCAUACGUACAGCGGCAUCGACGACGAAAACAAGCGCACCAUCGCAAUCGAACGUAUAAACAAUGAUGUGAUGGAUGUGAUGGARUCGCUCCCUGUGAAAGCCAGGGAAUCCAUUGAUGGCAUGUCCUCGCAAUUAAAGGAAUCCUUGAAUAAGCUUAGCGAAGACGUCACCAAAGCCCARCAAUCCGUUGUGGGUCUUCCAGCGAAGACACGGAAGGUCGUKAACCAGCUGAUUGAUGACAUUACAUCGAGGGCCAACACCUUUCCUCUWCCCCGUAGUCUCUAUGAGUUUCGCCGCCAGUCCAUUCCGGCCACGUUUCCUGGCCGGGUUGACCACGCGAUUCUCAAGGGUAACGCCACGGACGCUUCUCAAUACAAGGUUUUUGUCAAUCCCUCCGUGUCGGAGGUCUUGUGUACCACCACRGCAGAAGCGCUUGCAAUGGGAAAAUUCGUCAUCAUUCCGGUGCACCCUUCGAACCAGUUCUUUCUAAACUUUCCRAAUUGCCUCGGUUACCGAACCCCAUACGARUUUGUUGCCAACCUGCGCUGGGCUCUGACGCACGAUCCAGUCCCACAUACGGAGGAAGUAAGGCAACGAUUUACUUGGGAGGCGGCGACGGACCGCUUUUUGGAGGCUUCCAGCAUCACCCACAAGGAAGCAAGAGACCGUGAACUGCUGGGCAGGUCCAAAAUUGACGAACGCAUUGCUUGGUUGCACAGAGAGAUGGGAAAGGGUGCCAAGGGAGAUAUCCUCCGGAAGGCACUGGGGGCCGGGCCCGUCGCCGGCCAGGUCCAGUACGAAAUGAGGCAAUCGGGAAAUGCUACUGCAGCUGAUAACGAGGAGGAGGACGGCCUGGAAGAGGGGGGCUUAUCUCGAAAGUUUCGAAACUCGGUCUUCGUGAAAGCCCUCCUSGAAGCCACCACUUUCACUUCAAUUGAUUAGUGAGGGAGGUGGAACAAAUACCACCAAGUCUACUUUCAUACCCCCAGCAGUACCCAASUGGUUCUUUGKCCGCAUAUUUUCCUCGAGACAUCUUUCUCUUCGAAAUGCAACGAAGAAGUCAACAAAUCCAAGAUGGUUCGAUUCCGUGCCGCAUCAGGGCCACGUGCCCCAGCAGGUUGGGAUUCGCCUMUGUGCUACCAGUAAUCUCCUCAAAGAGAGGUACGACCCAUAUUGCCGUAUGUCUCGAAAGCACUCGUACUCUCGUGCUUCGAGAUGGUCAGCCUGCGCUAACUUCUCACUUGAUACCAUCCACGCACGGCAAAACUACUUCGACCCCAAAAUCGAAUUUUUUCGAAAGAGAACUGAGUUUUUCAUAUCGACUCGAGUACAAUCCGUCAAAUAAUGGUUGUGCUCACAGAAAAUGAUGGGGCUUGCAUCUAAUCGCUUCUAUGAAACAGAAAUGGCAGAAUAAUAUCAACAAGGAGSA
Pseudo-nitzschia multistriata is the source of this 3489-nucleotide messenger RNA. The record is from the annotation of a GenBank genome assembly. Lineage: Eukaryota; Bacillariophyta; Bacillariophyceae; Bacillariales; Bacillariaceae.